Molecule: messenger RNA, 1795 nt
Organism: Sinocyclocheilus anshuiensis
Lineage: Eukaryota; Metazoa; Chordata; Actinopteri; Cypriniformes; Cyprinidae
Gene: gpr161a
Product: G protein-coupled receptor 161a
Exons: 5
Coding region: 107-1693 (528 amino acids)
Biological process (GO): G protein-coupled receptor signaling pathway
Cellular component (GO): plasma membrane; recycling endosome
Molecular function (GO): G protein-coupled receptor activity
Source: RefSeq, a predicted model, not a curated record
UGUUUUUAAACUUUCUUAGACGUCUUUGUGAGAUGAUCAAGCAAUGGAUCUACAGCCUCUACAAACAUAUCCCUGGUCUGCAUUUGGAUGACGUAGCGUGUUUACCAUGAACACCAGAAGCAAUGAAACCUUACUGGGGAACGCCACAGAUGUGAGAGACACCAGGGCCUGGGUCGUGGAGUCUGUUGUCAUAUUAGCCAUUGCCUUGUUUGUCUGUCUGGGCAAUCUGCUCAUUGUGUUCACCCUUUAUCGGAAGCCCUACCUCUUAACGCCAAGCAAUAAGUUUGUCUUCAGCCUGACGCUUUCCAACUUCCUAUUGUCGGUACUGGUGCUGCCAUUUGUCAUUGCCAGCUCUCUUAACGGAGAAUGGCUGUUUGGUGUCGUAUGGUGCAACUUCACAGCACUGUUAUAUCUGCUCAUCAGUUCUGCCAGCAUGCUCACACUGGGAGCCAUUGCCAUCGACAGGUACUAUGCUGUGCUGUUCCCGAUGGUCUACCCUAUCAAGAUCACGGGGAAUCGUGCAGCAGUGGCCAUUGUCUACCUGUGGCUGCAUUCUCUGGUGGGCUGCCUGCCUCCUCUGUUUGGCUGGUCCACAUUUGAGUUUGACCAUUUCAAGAAGACAUGCACCGUAGCCUGGUAUCAUGAUGUCAGCUACACUGUAUUCUGGGUUGUGUGGUGCUGCCUGGUUCCACUGUUUGCUAUGCUGGUGUGCUACGGUCUCAUCUUCCGUGUGGCACGGCACAAAGCUCGCAAGGUGCACUGUGGGACGGUUGUGGUAGUUCAGGAGACCCCCUCUUCCAAUAGGAACGGACGAAAGAACUCCACUGCCUCGGUUUCUUCCAUCGGGAGCCGUAGAGGUUUGAUCUACGCUGGAAGCCAGUGUAAAGCCCUGGUCACCAUUUUUGUGGUGGUCGGCACCUUCUUGAUGACGUGGGGUCCGUAUGUGGUAGUGAUCUGCACCGAGGCGGUAUGGGGGCGAGGAAGUGUGUCACCCGGACUGGAGACGAUGGUGACCUGGCUGUCGUUCAUCAGUGCUGCCUGUCAUCCUCUCAUAUAUGGGCUGUGGAAUAAAACUGUAAGGAAGGAGCUGCUUGGCAUGGGCUGUGGUGACCGCCAUUACCGGGAAUCAUUCAUUAGUCGCCACAGGAAGUCCCGCCUCUUUAGCAUCUCCAACCGAAUCACAGAUCUUGGUAUGUCUCCACAUCUGACGGCCAUGUUGGCUGGUGGAGGCCAGCUUUUAGGUGCUGGCAGCAGCACAGGAGACACUGGCUUUAGUUUUUCCCAGGACUCAGGUACAGAUAUCAUGUUGCUGGAUAACAGUUCUGAGGGACCAGAGAGCUCACACUACAGUGCUUUAGUCAACAAGCGCAUGAGUUCAGUGAUGUUUGAGGACCAGGUGGAACAGCAGUCUAAAGCGGGUGAGGAUCAGUCUCAGUGCCUGGUGAAGGCGGAGAUACACCAGGUGAUUGACAGCUUUGCGUCCAGUAUGGCGAAAGCAAUCGAGAGCGAUGCCAAAUUUCUGCUGUUCGCUACAGAGUCUCUAACUGACAGUGUUUCAUCGUGUCAACUCGCACAGAGGAGCUCACGCGACCCGGAUGGACAGAGGAUCCGUCUGGAGAGCGUCGAUGAGGGAAUCGUUAACGAUGACAAGGUUGAAGACGACGAGGAUGAAAUCGAGGAAAUAUGUGCAUAAAUAAAUCUGCACAUAGGUGAUGUCUGUCUGAUUUUGGUCUGUAACUUUCUCAAUGAAGCACAAAUUCUGAUUGUGUUUCUAUGACUAUCAUACAUAUUGCAA